This is a messenger RNA of Talaromyces amestolkiae, 2499 nucleotides long. RefSeq lists its product as uncharacterized. The transcript has 7 exons. Bases 1 to 2499 code for a protein of 832 amino acids. Gene Ontology annotation, cellular component: mitotic spindle; DASH complex; cytoplasm. NCBI's taxonomy places the organism in Eukaryota, Fungi, Ascomycota, Eurotiomycetes, Eurotiales, Trichocomaceae. The record is from RefSeq and is a predicted model, not a curated record. Gene Ontology annotation, biological process: attachment of spindle microtubules to kinetochore; regulation of DNA-templated transcription.
AUGGAGAGUCCACACGAGCACCAACAGAGUUUACUACUCUCCCGAAUCAUCACCAACAUUGAAAAGCUCAAUGAAGCUGUCAUGAUCUUGAACAAGAGUCUCCAGGAAGUCAACGUCCAAAACAUGAAUGUUGAAUUGGUGGCGCAGAUGUUCAAGAACUACCAGUCCAACGUCCUAUUUCACCUUGAAGAGCGAAUUAUAACCUCUACGCGCGCAAGCGGCUCAAGUCACAAAGACUCACCAAAACCGCCUCCGAAAAUCUACAAUGUCCAAGAAUACCCAUUCAAGGGUUACCGUCCCCCUCAACCCGAUGGCUAUGAGCAGAGCAGGUCAUCUCCGAGUUCGAGCGCGAUCGUGAUUGAUAAUGGCUCCCACACCGUCAAAGCAGGAUGGUCAUUCGAUAAAUCCCCCCGAUUCGUUCUACCACCCGUGAUGAGCCGAUACCGAGACCGGAAACUGAAUAAAGCCUGCCAAUUCAUCGGCUACGAUGCGUAUGUCGAUGCCACGACGCGAGGACAGUUGCGAUAUGCCUUUGAUCCUGGUACCAGCGUGGUCGGAAACUGGGAUGUCAUGGAGGGUGUCUUGGAUUACGUCUUCCUGAAACUUGGUGUGGAUGGCUCAGAGGGUUCGGUUGAUAGACCAAUUGUCAUGACGGAGCCUAUUGCGAAUUUGACGUAUCCGCGACGCAUGAUGAACGAGAUUAUGUUUGAGUGCUACGGUGUCCCGUCCGUCGCGUACGGAAUCGAUUCGCUGUUUUCGUAUCGAUACAAUGGUGGAAAAGAUGGAUUGAUUGUUUCGUCAUCGCAUACGUCGACACACGUGGUUCCGGUACUCAAUUCGAAAGCACUACUAUCAAACGCGACACGACUGAACUGGGGUGGAUUACAAGCGUCGGAAUACUUGUUGAAACUCAUGCGACUCAAAUAUCCGACAUUCCCGGCACGAAUGAUCGAGCACCAAAUGGAGGACCUGGUACACAAACUCUGCUACGUGUCUACAGACUACAACGAGGAGCUAAGCCAUUUCUUGGAUUGGACGGGUCUCGAAGACCGGGACUAUGUCGUCCAGUAUCCGUUCACAGAGCACGUUGUCGUCGAAAAGACUCAAGAAGAGCUCGACAAGAUUGCGGAACGGAAGAAAGAAAGUGGGCGACGUCUACAAGAGCAAGCUGCAAAGAUGCGAUUGGAGAAGUUGAUGAAAAAGGAACAAGAGCUGGAGUACUACAAGGAUCUACAGCAGAAGCUACCGUCGCAAACCAAAAAGGAGACCCGGCGGCUAUUGGAGGCUGAAGAUAUGAAAGACGAGGCGCACCUUGAUCGCACAAUCCGGGAUCUGGAACGGUCUAUCAAACGUUCACGAAAUAAGGACCUGGGCAUUGAUGAAACCGAGGAGAAUCCAGAAGAAGCGACCUUUCCUAUGCUUGAUAUCCCUGACGAAGAAUUGGAUGAGGCUGGUCUCAAGGAAAAACGCCACCAGCGGUUAAUGAAGUCCAAUAUGGAAGCGCGCCAACGCGCUAAAGCUGAGAAAGAGGCUGAAAAAGCUCGCGUUGAGGAAGAGCAAAGACUAGACGAAGAGCGACGCGAGAACGACUUUGAAGCCUGGAUCGGCGAAAGACGUGCUGCCCGUGACGCCUUACUACAAAAGAUUAAAGAGCGGGAGCGUCUCAAGGCAGAUCUUGGAAAUCGCAAGUCGCUCGCCAGUCAAAUGCGCAUGAAGACUUUGGCAAACCUAGCAGCAGAGGGACCCAAAAAGCGACGACGAGGCGGUGACGAUGAUGAUUUUGGUGCUGACGAUAACGAUUGGGGUGUAUACCGACAGGUCGCCACGGGCGAACAGAGCGACGACGAAGAGGAAGAAGACUUGGGCGUGACGCUCAAGACCCUUGAAGAACAACUACUCCAGUACGACCCUGAAUUUACGCACGAACACACUCUAGACGCACAAUCAGACUGGACCAAAAGCCUAGUCCACGUUUUCCUACGUGGACCGUGGCCAUUUGAUCCCGAGAGCCAACGCGAAGCGCACCAAAUCCAUUUGAACGUUGAAAGGAUUCGCGUCCCCGAAGUAGUCUUUCAGCCCUCAAUAGCAGGCGUUGACCAAGCGGGUCUCGUCGAAAUCGCAGCCGACAUCUUGAACCAACGAUUCACCAGCGAAGAAGACCGCACGCGACUGCUAAAAGAUGUGUUUUUGACCGGCGGAAAUACGCUCUUCAAAGGCUUUGAUGAACGGUUACGCAGCGAGUUGGUGGGGGUGUUGCCUACUAAUGCGCGCUUGUCUGUUAGGCGGGCCGCGGAUCCGGUGCUGGAUGCUUGGAAGGGAGCUGCGCAGUGGGCGGCGACUGGGUCGGAGUUGGCGACUUGGUCGAUUUCGAGGGCGGAGUAUCAGGAGAAGGGGAGUGAAUAUUUGAAGGUAGUCAUUCCCUUGCCCUUUUUUUUUGUUGCGGUGGUUGCUAAUCUACGUCUACAGGAACACGACUUGGGGAAUAUCAGCAGUGUUUAG